AGGGGCUGGCUCACUUCAACUGAACGGGAAGUGAUGUUACGUUGAUUGUGAAGGGUGUUCAUGCAACAAAUGGAUCGAAAGGACUUAGCAAACUCAAUUUAGUGAGUAAUUUUUAUUUAUUUAAAAAUCAACAAAUUGUCAUCGCUUUUGAUAGGGCGAUUCUACACGAAACACCAAGAAAGAAAGAGACGCACAGACACUGGUCUGAAAUAAGCACUCACUAUGUCUGAUGGGGACUAUGACUACCUCAUCAAAUUCCUAGCCCUUGGUGAUUCUGGAGUAGGGAAAACCAGCUUUCUCUACCAGUACACCGACAAAAAGUUUAACUCCAAAUUCAUCACUACAGUGGGCAUUGAUUUCAGAGAAAAACGAGUGGUAUACAAAUCAAAUGGUCCAGAUGGGGCAGCAGGCAGAGGACAGAGGAUUCAUGUUCAGUUGUGGGACACGGCAGGGCAGGAGAGGUUUCGGAGUUUGACAACAGCUUUCUUCCGAGAUGCGAUGGGCUUCCUCCUCCUGUUUGACCUCACCAAUGAGCAGAGUUUCCUUAAUGUCAGAAAUUGGAUGAGUCAAUUACAGAUGCACGCUUACUGCGAGAAUCCAGACAUUGUACUCUGUGGCAACAAGUGUGACCUGCAGGAGCAGAGGGCAGUCCGUGAAGAUGAGGCCCGUGAGUUGGCAGAGAAGUAUGGAAUCCCUUACUUUGAGACAAGUGCAGCUAACGGGCAGUUUGUUAGCCAGGCUGUGGAUGUCCUGCUGGACCUCAUCAUGAAGAGGAUGGAGCGCUGUGUGGACAAGUCCUGGAUCCCUGAUGGAACUGUGCGAUCCAAUGGACACAGUGGUCACACAGACAUCACAGAGCCCAAGACCCAGGAGAAGGGCAAAUGUGCUUGUUAGGGUCCACAUAUACAGAUAAUGGUUACACCAUCCCCUCUGAUGUUUUGGUAGGACUGGGCUUUAUGGUAUGUGAUGAAAGGCAUGUAAUAUUUGUAAAUCAAUGAUGUCAUAGUAAGUUUUGGCAAGAUGUGUAGGGGAGGGGGGGGGGGGGGGGGAGAGUGUGUAUGACGUGCAAAGCUGAAAGUAACUACUAACCCCUGCCAAAUGUUCCAGAGCAUCAUUAUGUUUUGUUAAUUUGAUUAUGCCAUUUGGUGUGGUGCCUCUCCUUACACUUGUCCAUACAGUGUCAAUUAAGUGCCUUUUUAUGUUUUCAUUUCGGAGAAUAUUAUAUGUAUUUUACAUUGUAAAAGAAAAGUGUAUUAUAACCAACUAUUUUCUAAGAUCCAGUAGAAAAGUGAGAAGCCACUGAAAGUUGUAUUAGUUGAGAACACUUUCCUGUGAAUUAAAAGGAAACCCAUCCUUAUUACAUUUAACUUUUUGACACAGGAUAUUUUUGUCACUAUGCACUUCCAUUUAUUCUUGUACAAUGUAAAAGUCCUGAGCACAUGCAAUCUGUAGUGAAUAGAGUGAUUUUUUUUGUAUAGGCCUGCUCUGUAGUAGCAGAGGAGCUGUGUGUUUUUAUUUGUAUCACAAUGUUGGGUUAUUGGGUCUAUCAGAAAUGUGAGGUUCCAUGUAAAAUCAAUGCACAUUUUUUUCAUUCGUAAUUUUACAAUGUGCCUUAAAUCUGCUGUAUUCUGUCAAACACUGUUUUCAUGCCAAAUAUGUAAACCAUAUCCUUUAUUCCAUAAAAUAAAUAUAUUUUAUUAUUUAUUAAA
Molecule: messenger RNA, 1709 nt
Organism: Oncorhynchus kisutch (coho salmon)
Lineage: Eukaryota; Metazoa; Chordata; Actinopteri; Salmoniformes; Salmonidae
Product: ras-related protein Rab-27A
Exons: 6
Coding region: 223-894 (223 amino acids)
Molecular function (GO): GTPase activity; GTP binding
Source: RefSeq, a predicted model, not a curated record